This is a messenger RNA of Ornithodoros turicata, 1173 nucleotides long. RefSeq names its product zinc finger protein 62-like. Gene Ontology annotation, biological process: regulation of transcription by RNA polymerase II. Gene Ontology annotation, molecular function: RNA polymerase II cis-regulatory region sequence-specific DNA binding; DNA-binding transcription factor activity, RNA polymerase II-specific. The record is from RefSeq and is a predicted model, not a curated record. The transcript has a single exon. NCBI's taxonomy places the organism in Eukaryota, Metazoa, Arthropoda, Arachnida, Ixodida, Argasidae. The coding region runs from base 85 to 1173 and encodes 362 amino acids.
GCCGUGUAAUGAGCUUUCAUUGCACGUUAAAGAACCCUCAGGUGGGCAAAAGCAAUCCACAGACCGACCGCUGUGGCGUCGCUCAUGAUCUCAGUUGUCUCGCGACGUAAACACCCAAUUAUAAAAAAAAAUAAAAAAAAGUUCGAGAUCGGCACAACAACAGUUGAACCACAGUGCACAAACUAUGCACUAGUCAUCACUGACGGUCGACCCACAGAGCAAUCUUCAGACCAGAGCGAGACUCAAGUGGCAAGCAAGUCAUCGACGUUCGGACAUGAGGAAGACAGGCUUUAUAAGUCCAACAUUUGUUUAGCCGCAUGCAUCGACACUGGCCACUUGGAGGUUCAUGCCAAAACUCACAAAACAAAGACACUUACCUGCGACAAGUGUUCAGUGACAUUCCGUCAUGCAUCAACUCUGCGAGUGCACGCAAGACAUUGCACGGGACCAGGCUCGCAGAAGUCGAACGUAAGUGCACCUGCAUGCGCAUUGAGCGCACACGAGUGCAAUCUCAGCCCUGCAGAGUCCAGCCACAGUAUGUGCCUGCAGCGUCGCAAGCGCACGCUCGUGGGCAAGAAGAGCUUCAGGUGUGAUCUCUGUGGUUUUGAGUUCAACAAGAGGUACAAGCUGCGCAAUCACAAGAAAGCACACAUGAGUGAGGGGCUAUACCAGUGCACCUUCUGUCCUGCACAGUUCAGGCAAAGCGCGAUGCUGAAGUAUCACAAGCAGAAACAUACAGGCGAGAAGGCCUAUAAGUGUGACCUCUGUCCUGCAGGGUUCAGUCAUAGCUCUAGCCUGUAUGUCCACAAGCGGACACACAUGGGCGAUAAGCCCCAUAAGUGCGAUAUCUGUCCUGCAGAGUUCAACAGGAGGCACGACUUGCAGCGUCACAGGAGAACACACAUGGGAGAGAAGCCAUACAAGUGUGACGUCUGCCCUGCGGAGUUCAGCCGCAGCGAGAUGCUGUUGCGCCACAAGGGGACGCACAUGGGAGGCAAGCCCCAUAAGUGUGAUCUCUGUCCUGCAGAGUUCAGCGAGAGGGCGGGCCUGCGGUCUCACAGGCGAACACACACGGGAAAGAAGCCAUACAAGUGCAAUGUCUGCCCAUUGGAGUUCACACAUGAAGAGGCUGUCAUAUCACAUGCGAAAACACACAGGCGAGAAGCCCUGUAA